This is a messenger RNA of Nicrophorus vespilloides, 2291 nucleotides long. Its product is annotated as E3 ubiquitin-protein ligase LRSAM1-like. Lineage: Eukaryota; Metazoa; Arthropoda; Insecta; Coleoptera; Silphidae. Gene Ontology annotation, molecular function: protein binding. The transcript has 13 exons. The record is from RefSeq and is a predicted model, not a curated record. Bases 222 to 2267 code for a protein of 681 amino acids.
AAAGUUACCAAUUGUAAUCAAUAAUCAAGUUAAACUGCGAUGACUGCAGCAGUCAUUUGACAAAUCGGUCAAAACAAAUAAUGUAUUUUAACGAAGGAGUGGUGUUUUGUAUUUAACUGCCAUUCGUUGUAUAUUAACUUGUAAGAUUUAGGUGCCUUUUGAAAUAUGUGAUUUAUUUCUAUAAUCUAUUGAAAUAUACUGACAAAAACAAUAUUAAAAGCAUGUUCCGAUGGGGUAAGAAGGAGAACAAAGCCAAGCUAGAACAUAAGCUUUACUUGGCAAGAGAAAAUCCGGAGCCUGUCUUUGAUAUUUCAGACUGCAGUGUGAACAAUGUCCCAUCCGGCAUUUACUCACUGUGCAGGGUAUUCCUGAAGGAGCAGCUCAACAUGUCCUUCAAUAAUUUGACCUCACUGAGCGGUGGUGGAAAUCUGAGGGAUUUGCACAUCCUGCAAGUACUUUCAUUAAACAACAAUGCCUUUACUCAUCUGCCUGAAGAAAUUCAAUUAUUAACUAAUCUUAAGGAACUUUAUAUUCAAAACAAUCAAAUUAAGAAAUUGCCUUCAACAAUUUGCCAGCUACUCAAUUUAAUAGUACUGAAUGUGUCCAAUAAUUUGCUAACUGAAUUACCUCGUGAAACUGGCAAUUUGAACAAACUAAGACUGCUUGAUUUGCAAGGAAACAAGAAACUCAAGGAACUGCCCAGGUCAUUUGGUAAAUUGCAGCACCUCAGACAGUUGUAUUUUGAUGCAGAUGGUUUCCAAUAUCCACCAAAGGAUAUUGCUGAACAAGGUGUUGAUGUUGUUGUUAAAUAUGUUUGUGAUGAUAAUAAUUAUGAAUAUUCACCUACUGAUGAUACUGAUGCUUGCAUAACUGAAGAAUAUGUUCCAUACUCCAACAUUGAGGCAAAAAUAUGGGAGAUUGAAAAGAUAAAGGAGCAAAAGAAGGAAGAGUUUCUCGCCAUUGAGAAACAUAACGAGAUUAUGAUGCAACAGGAAUUCGAAUUGGCGAACUCGAUGAAAAUCAACAAAGUGAAGUUGUUGGACGAUAUCCGAUUGCAACAGAAUCAACUCGAUGAGUCGUUGGAUAAAAUCCAGCAGGUCAAGGAUAUUGAGCGAUUUAAGUUAAUAGAGCAACUUCAAGAAGUCGAAAUGAAUUCAGAUAUUGCUAUUAACAAUUUAUUGCAAAUGACCAAAGAACCUUUGGGUCUACUUCUGGAGCAGGAGCGGAUAGAGCAAGAGAAGUUGAUCGAAGCCGCGAACAAAUAUAACGAUAACUUAUGCAAGACCGAAAUCCUCGACGCCAUGGAAGAGAUUCUGAAACAGGAGACUGUUAAGUUUAUGCAGUUCGAUGAAUACCGUUGCGAGACUUCGAGAAGCAUCUUGGAACAGGAAAUGAAAUCUGAUUCAAGGCUAGGCGACUUGCUGCAUUCGCAAGACACUAAAAGCCAAGAGUUGUCGCAGAAAUUGCUAGAAGACAGCGUAUUGCAGAGGGUCGCAGUAGCCGCGCUCCUCGAGAGAAGCGAUGCUCGGAGUUGGAGUUUGGUGCAGCAGGUGAAAUUGAUCGAAUCACAGUUGGCGUCUUUAACAGUUAUCGAGAUGAAGAGAAGGAAAUUGGAGUUAAAUCAUCAGUUGAACGAUUUGGCGGAGAAGCGAAUAAAUUUAUCGAUUCUUUUAAUGGAUUUGUUGGAGCAGCAAGGCGUUAGGAGAUCUCAGUUGCUCGAAACACUGCAAUCUUUGGAAGAUAAAAAAGAGCAAGCUGAAGACUUUUGGUUAAUACAAUACCAGCAAUUACUUGAUAGAAUGCCAGAUAGCAUAGCCGAAUUUCAGAGGAAAUUGAAUCCAUCCUUGAUUGAAGCUCUCAAUAUUGCUGGAUGCAUUCAUUACCUGCCUUUGUUGGCUAAAUGGUCAACAAGUGAAGACAAAUUGGUGCAUGUAACUGAGGAGGAAUUGAAGAACAUCGGCAUUUCUAGUGCUGCAGACCGUCAGAACAUUCUGCGAGCUUUCGAAAAUUUCAGGACUGUGCAACUCGUAUAUCCAGAACUACUUAUACCGACAGCCCCUACUCUUCAAACCUCCGAAGCUAGCGCUCCUCCAGUAGAGACAACACAAUGCUUUUCUACAACCGAAUGCGUUGUUUGUUUGGACAAUAAGUGCGAGAUCAUCUACGUUCCAUGUGGACACUUCUGCUGCUGCACGGACUGCUCGCUGCCUCUGAACGAAUGCCCGAUGUGCAGGGCCGCCAUCGAAAAGAAAAUCCGCGUCGAUUGACUUUGCAGAACGGAUCUCUUCGAA